Neoarthrinium moseri is the source of this 1074-nucleotide messenger RNA. RefSeq lists its product as uncharacterized. The coding region runs from base 1 to 1074 and encodes 357 amino acids. NCBI's taxonomy places the organism in Eukaryota, Fungi, Ascomycota, Sordariomycetes, Amphisphaeriales, Apiosporaceae. The record is from RefSeq and is a predicted model, not a curated record. The transcript is spliced from 3 exons.
AUGAUGGCACCGAGGGCACCCGAAACCACCACAGCACCAUUCCACCCGCGCUGGGCCGGCAUGGGAAUGGAUCGCCUGUUCGAGAGGGCGGAUCCGGUCGGUACCAAUACUUGUGGCUACAUCUCGGGAACCAGCAGCUAUUACGCAUUGACUUGCGAUGAUAUCUACACCUGCACCAAUUCGGGUUCCUAUCGAGGCUGCUGCAGUUCCAGUGCCUGCUCAGCAUCGACAAACUUCUAUACGGCAUGUUAUGAUGCGACGGCAGCCGAAUGCUCAGCGACAAGUUUAGGUUCCAAUUCCAUCUGUUGCAAUAUUGCAACUGAGUAUCCUUACUGCGUAACAUAUCUCUGGUCCACAUCUGUCUCACCAGGUCAGCUGUUCACCGAGUUUAACUGCGACCGGUCUGCCUUCUCGGGGCAAUACUUCCUCGCCGCCACCUCACCCUCCACCACGUCUACCUCAUCAGCGACCACUCGCUCAGGCACCUCCGCCUCGGUGACAAUCAGCAGCAGCGCCGCCGCAGUAGUCACACCGGACUCGUCAUCUUCUUCAAGCAGCGGCAGCAGUACUAACACGGGCGCCAUUGCGGGCGGUGUCGUGGGCGGUGUGGUUGUCUUGGCCCUCAUUGGCUUAGGCGUCUGGUUCUUGCUACGGAAGAAGAAGUCCGUCGACAACGACAACACAUCACCGCCCACUCAGCCACAGCCGGAUAUGGCACAGUCUGCAGGCUAUCCCUCGCCUCCGCCACCCGGCACUCCGGGCUACGACCCGCGAUUCAGUUUCGCCGCUGCACACAGCCAGAUGAGCCCAACGACGCCGGGAUAUCCGAGUCCGCAGGGUACUCCCAGCCCGUACUAUGAUCCGCAAUUAGGAGGCUAUUAUGGGGCUCAGAAAUCGGAGCAGGGGCAUAAUGCUAGCUUUAUGUAUGCGCAAUCGACAGGCGGCCAGGCCGGCAAGGAUAUGCCUGGCCAUGAUGGAUCUAUAGCAGCGGGACCCGCGGUUCCGCACCACUAUGCGGAAAUGGAUGGGCAGAAUCCGGUUGGGACUAUUGGCAAUAGAGCGGAGCUGUCGUAG